CAACUUCACAGAAUUGAAAUAAAUUUACUUUCUCAAAAUUAUAAACUUUUUUCUUCUUAAAUAUGUUCUUAAAAAUACGUGAAUUAAAUCAGUGAUUUAUAAUUGAGUGUAAAUAUUAGUUUUUUCUCAAUAGUUUUAAUGAAUUUUUAACAAUUGCCAAUAAUGAAUAACGACGAAAUUGCUGAGGAUGUUCAUCAUCUUGAUUUUACAACUGCUACAGAAUGGGAAAUAUUUAUUGCUCGAAUUGAAGAAAUACUUCACGAAUGGAAACUUUCUCAAAUAACAUUUGGUCCACCUUUAAAGGAAAAAGAUUUUAUUAAUUUACGUUGGUUGGAAGUCUCUGAGAAGUUGAACUUUGCAGAUGUGGAAUUUACUUUUAAACAUUAUAAAUUAAAGACAGAAUUAAAUGAAUCAAUUGGAGGCUGUGGUGAAGAUGUUGAAGAUACAUUUACACAAUGUCAAAAAGAUAUUCUUAAUGCUUCAAAUGAUUUUGCCCAAUUAAAUGGAAAUCAUUUGGAAAUAGCUCGUUUUUAUGGAGUGAGAGAAUUUUUGGUUUUAAUUCCAUCAAAACGAACUCCCAUUCUCGAUGAAACGAGAAUUAAAAUUCUUCUCAGUUCUCUAGCGAUUGCAGCCAGUAAUUCAAAUUGCGAAGUUCCAGUUUUUGUUCAAGUUUUAGAAUUAUGGCAACAAUUUUACCUUGGAGUUGGUCUUGGAAGGGGAUCGAAAGUAAAUUUUAAUAUGAUACACUUAAAAAGAACUCCACCUCAUUGCAAACAUUUAAAUGGUUUACUUACAUUAUUUAAGCAAAAAAUAAGUGAAGGAUGCGGUUUGAGAUUAGAUCCAGCAAUUAUAUCUAUUAGAUUUUCGUAUAUUAUUAAAGAUUGGAUCAAUAGUAAAUUACCGCAAGAAUUUCCUGAUUUUGAAUUUCUACAAGGAGAGACAAUUGGCGUUUCUGAAAUGGGUAAACUUCCAUUUGGAGCAAGUUACGAUCCAAUAAGGGAAUUACAUUUAUUUACCACUUGGCAUCAAAUAGCGGAAAAUAUUGUUGUCGAUAGUGAAGGAUUUAGUGAUUUAGAUCCACUUUUAGCGCCAGAAUGGUCAUUGUUAGUUAAAAGUACACAUUCACCAAAUUGUCUUCUCGGCGAUAGUUUAACAAAAUUUUUUCAAAUAUGCCACGAUCAAAGAUUAUUAACGGAUAUUAUUGGCGAUUUGGCAUUUUUUGAAAAUGAAGAAUCAUCAUUGAGUUUGGCAUUUAAUAUAUUAACUGAAUCAAGAAUACCAACGAUAUCAAAUGUCGUGGGUAAAAGAGGACCGAAAUUUCGUCGAAAAAAUUCCGAGGGUCCCAUUUCGGAAAAUAAUCUUAUUCCAAUAAUGUAUUUUCUUUUUCCCGAUGCUGAUGAAAAUUGCAUUCAUCCUUAUGAGGAUUUGAGUAAUUACAAUUUUGACGAGAACAAAUGGAAAGGAAUUAAAUCGUGUGCAAUUGGAAGUUUAAUAUGGAGAUUGGCAAUUGUUGCUGUUUAUUGUUUAUCAUCAUCAGGUGGGAUUAAGGCAUUUUCUCAAUUGUGGUUUGAAUUCAUUCAGGAAAUACGAUUUCGUUGGGAUAAAGGCAGCUUCAUACCAGGUUUGACGCCUGGUACUCCUGAUUGCGUGCACACCUGUUUACUUCAUCAAAAACUUCAGAUGAUAAAUCAUUGCAUUCAUUUAAGAAAAACAAGAGAAGAAGCUGUCUCUCAGGCCGAAUUUAAAGACAUGGAAACAGAUUCAGAAGAGGAGGAUGAAUUCUACGAAUGUUCAAAUGAAGAACCAGUUCCUGGUGAACAAGACGAGACACAACAAAAAAAUAACAAAAAAGAAAAGCAUUUCUUAUGGAACAGACCAGUAGGAAGAUCGGCAAAACAUCCGAGUUUUCGAUUAGUUAAAACUGGGGAUCCCUUAUACCUGCCAGUGACUCAGGAUCAAGUUCUAAAAACUGAAGAUCAAUUGGAGGAAGAUGCACAAGUUAUGAUGGAAUUAGGAACAGAUAAACAAGGCACAGAAAUGCGCGCAAGAUUAAUGAGCGCCUCUUUACUUUCUGACAUGGAAUCAUUUAAAGCUGCUAAUCCAGGAGCAGUGUUACAGGAUUUUAUUCGUUGGUAUUCGCCUCGCGAUUGGGUGGAAGAGGAUACUUUAGACGAAUGGGGUCAACCAAAAGGACAUCUUUCCCAGCGAAUGUUACUUCCGGAUAAUGCUUGGACGACAACUUGGAGUUCAGCGCAACCUGUUCCAGCUCAUCGGCAAAAGCGAUUGUUUGAUGAUACACGAGAGGCAGAGAAAGCUCUUAUUUACUUAAAUUCAAGGCGUAUUGGUCAAGUCGCACAACUUUUAUUACCGGUUCUCACUCAUGCUGCACUUGUCACUCUCAGCGAACAAAAAGUGGAGGCACGACCAAAUAUUCAAAAUGUCGUGCAAAAUAUACAAAAUAAAUUGCAACUCGCGAGUAAACCGGUUAAUCAAAAAAUGCAUUUUUACGAGGACAUCAUUAGAGAAUUAGAAGUUGAAGAAGGAUUGAUUGAGCAGGUGAAAUCGUUGCAAAGUAAAUUUGCCGAAAAUUGCGACAAGCAAGAAGUCACGUCGUUCGUUAUGCAACUAAUGAGAGGCAAAGAAGUUUCUGUACCAAAUGGUUCGAGAGGAAACAUUGGCACAGAGAUAAUAAAACUUUUCUGCGAGGCACAGAAGGUUUCUCAUACAGCAUCAAAUGCAGAAGAAGUAGAUGCGGCGGGAGAUGGAAAACAUAGAUCUUUCUCUGAACCCUCGAGCAAGGAAUUCAUUUUGCGAGCAGUCACGCCUAGACCUUCACCCUUGUCGACUCCACAACCACAGCGAUUAUACGUUUGCCUUGAACAAAAUAAUAUUCGAUUAGCUGGUGCAUUUUCGGAGGACACGAUGUUCUUUUAAUUUACAUAGCAAUUUUAUAUUAUUCUUUUUAUCUAGAAAAAAAGCACCAGAAAUUGUAAGUACAGUGAAAUCCACGUAUAUCAGAAUCGUAUAAUUCGGAUUCCCGCUUAAAUCGGGAUUUUUUCCUGAUCCCUUAAAAUCUAAUAUACGUGGAUUUCACUGUAGAUGGUUAAAAAAAUUAACAAGAUUGUAAAAAAUUUUGAAAUAUAAGAAUAUAAACAAUA
Leptopilina boulardi is the source of this 3158-nucleotide messenger RNA. It is a transcript of the gene Rab3GAP1, whose product is annotated as rab3 GTPase-activating protein catalytic subunit. The transcript is spliced from 13 exons. Gene Ontology annotation, molecular function: GTPase activator activity. Gene Ontology annotation, biological process: positive regulation of GTPase activity. The coding region runs from base 163 to 2934 and encodes 923 amino acids. The record is from RefSeq and is a predicted model, not a curated record. NCBI's taxonomy places the organism in Eukaryota, Metazoa, Arthropoda, Insecta, Hymenoptera, Figitidae.